GUUGUAAUAUUGCGGCCAGCUGAAGUUGCGAUUAUUGUAAUGACUUUUGCGGCAUAUGCUAUUCAGCCGUUUACAUCAAACUUGGACGCGGAUUAUAAAGAUUUAACCAUAAAACUAACUUCAAUAUCUGCGUUAUAGUUUAGUGCAGUGAUUUAAGAAAGAUUGAUUCCUAGACAGCAUGGGUGAGGAAAUAAAUACUGAAACUAAUAACAUGUUAUUAGAAGAGAUCAAGAGAAUACAAGAAAAAUGUUUCGAUGUAUGCAACGUUUUUCAAAAUUCACGGAUAGAUAUAAGAAAUAGUGGCAGCGUUGUGGAUAAAGCUUUGUCGUACGCACACGGACUAAGCAUAGAAAUCCAAAAUUCAAAUACAUCAAUAUACGCCGAUCAAAACCUAAUAGCAAGUCAAUUCUUGUCAGAAAUUAAAACCAAAAGCGAUCAAGUUGACGAAUUAAUUGCAUUUACCACAGGAGCCAUUAAUGAUAUAGAUCGAGAAAUUGCAAGAGUUUCAAAUCUUACAAGAACAGCCAAGGCGGCAUUGACUCAGCCUAGGAUUGUCCACAGAGAUGUACAUCCUGAACAUAUGGAGAAGGCAAAGGAAACAUUCCAUAUACUCAAGACUGAAUUGCAAGGGCUCAUAAAGGCCUUAUAUCCUUCAUAUGCUGAUGAUGUUAUGGAGUUCAUUAGGGAAUUAAUGAUGGAGCAACUCAAUGAAGAAUCAAGUGGAUAUCUUACAGUUACUAAGAGUAACUUCAGAAUUGUUACAUUGCUAUCUGAUAUGAACAUCCUGACAACUAAUCCAUACAAUAAGUCUGAAGUAAAACUUGCCUAUUAUUAGAGAGGUACUUGACUUUCCUUGUUGUGUAUUACCAGGUAGAUAUUUAGCACAGAAUGAAUUUGUAAACUUCCACAGUUAUAAGUUAGGCACUAGUUCUCUUAUUAAUAAAAACUCUUAAAUGUCAAAAUGUUGAAAUCCAUUGCAGCUUGAAAUUGUUUUCUUUUAUUCUCUAUAAUUUAGGAAACAAAUAGUGCUCUGAAAAAUUUGUGAGAGAAGGAAAUAAUAUGUUUAUUACUCAAAUUUAUUUUAUUGUAUAAUAAAAUUAUAUAUUCUAAAUUUAUUUUUAUUGCUAGGCCAGUGGUUAUCAAAAUAGAUUCCUCAUUGGGAAUGUCCCAAUAUAAAUAUGUGAUCUAUUGAUCACAAGGUAAACUAUAAAAAUAUUAUUUUUAUUUAGUCUUUUACUUUAUUAUCUUUGACAAAUUUUAUGUUAGAUAAUUUGUAUGUGUGUAAUACCAUUCUGUUUUGAAAAGAGCAACUUUAGAGUUUCUUGCAUGUUCUUCUCUAUGAAAAUCUGCCUUCCAAACAAAAUGUAUGCAAAAAUGACAUGUUUCAAGGGUAAUUUACUUACGAAAUAAAAUAUUUUUGAUUUGAUUUAUUAAAUCUUACAAUAUUUUGAUUUACAAUGACACCUGGUAGGUGGAUAGAAAGUAUCUAAUUUGAACUAAAAAUUGAUUGACAAUAAGGAAUUCAAAACUGCUCUUGAGAUUACUCCACCAGCAUUCUUAAGACCUAAGGGGGUUCCAUUUCAGCUGGAAGACAUCCACUGCUGGACAAAGGCCUCCCCCAAAUAUCACCAUGGUGAUCAGUCCUGUGCUGGCCUAAUCCAACCUACCCACCAAGGGGGUUACUGCUAAGAUAACACAUGGUCUAUAAAUCUUAAUAAUUAUAUAUUAGCAAAUUAUCUUGAAAACCUUUGACAUUGGAGGGGGUAGUCUCCAGAAUUACCAUAUAUUCAUAAAAAUAAAAUUUUUCUAUGUUAAUUAUUCUAUAAUAUUGUAAUCCAAGGCAAACCUACAAACCACACUUAAAUAUAAUAUAGUUAAAUGAAUGAUAGUCAGUUAUAGUUACAACAUGUGAGGUUUUAGUACACUCUCAUUUUUCUUUUUUUUUUCACUCAUAUUUCAGUACUAAAUAACUGUAAUAUUAUACUAUUUACGGUGUAUGGUAUAAGAAAAAUAUUUAAAUACAAAUUUCAGUUUAAAUAUAUCCCAAGACAUCAAUAGAGUCCAAAGAGUUACCCAUGACAUCUACAAAAUACCGAUUCAAAUGGUCAUAGUGACAUCUGAUUGAAGAUACCUUUUAGUAGUUUCUUUGAGAUUUCUCCUUAAAGUUAUUUAUAUAUUAGGUUUUAUUAAUUGUUAUAACCUAAAGCUUGCAUUUUUUUAUGAAUUUAUGAAGAAGCUGUGGCAUAUUUUAUUUACACAUUAGUAUCUAAAAGUUUGUCUUCAUCAUUCCUUAAUUAGUAAAAAUGGAGGUUGGAACUGGGUUGUAUGGUUAAUACAUUUUUUUUACUUUUUAAAUAGGAACAUAUUUAGUAGUUCUCUUAAUUCAAGAUAUUUUUGAUAUGAACACCUUUGUGGGUUUGAUGAUGCUGAAAACACAAUACAAAGUGGUAGAAAUUACAUAUAAAUAUAAUUUGUAUAGUAUUUGUAAAUAAAUCAUCCACAUUACUAUUCAUUAUAAUAUUGUGAGGACAAAAAUUGAAUUUUUUAAAUGACCAAAAUUGGGUGUGUUGUGGCUGCCAUAAAAAUGCCAAUAAUAGUUGUUAUUAAAAUAAAUGUAUGCUAAGUGAUGAUGUUUUUUUAUAAUCAAUAAAUUUUGUAAUGAAUAUAA
Molecule: messenger RNA, 2668 nt
Organism: Leptidea sinapis
Lineage: Eukaryota; Metazoa; Arthropoda; Insecta; Lepidoptera; Pieridae
Product: b(0,+)-type amino acid transporter 1-like
Exons: 4
Coding region: 179-835 (218 amino acids)
Biological process (GO): amino acid transmembrane transport
Cellular component (GO): membrane
Molecular function (GO): L-amino acid transmembrane transporter activity
Source: RefSeq, a predicted model, not a curated record